This is a messenger RNA of Porites lobata, 5874 nucleotides long. The record is from the annotation of a GenBank genome assembly. NCBI's taxonomy places the organism in Eukaryota, Metazoa, Cnidaria, Anthozoa, Scleractinia, Poritidae.
AUGGCUGACAUGACAACAUUGAUAGUUAUCAGUUCCUUUAUCAUGUUCCCAGCUGUGAUGAUGGCACAGGAAGUCGUAAACCAUGGAGGUAAUGACUAAUGACAUCAGGACUAAAAUUUUAUUGCGCACCUGUUUGUAGGUAUUAUGUUUAAGCACCCUGUUGCUGUUUCAUAUACAGAAAGCUGUCAAAAAAUCAUUCUGAAGUUAAAAAAAAAAUGAAAUAAUGAUUUUUACACAUAAAAAAUGUGCGAUCAAGACUUCAAAACCAGCCAAACGCCUUCGUUCAAGACUGAUCCUCUGUUUUACUUUCUUAAUAGAUUUUAAAUGAAUUUGUAUCUUAGAAAAUCGUGCUAUUAUUAUUAUUAUUAUUAUUAUUAUUAUUAUUAUUAUUAUUAUUAUCAUCAUCAUAUGCAUCAUCAACUUCAUUUUUCUAUUGUUAUAAAAUUAUAAUUAUUCCUGUUCCUAUACUACCGUGGCGAAGGUUUAUAAUAGGGAGCUUAUCAAGCAAGAACGACGGCGACGGUUACGAAAACGUCAAUAUUGAUAUCUGUAUUGUACUCUGCUUAUUGACCUGAUUGGUUAAUUAAGUCUCGAUCUGAUUGGUCUUGUGUCAGUUAAUAAGCCGUGUUGUUAUUGGCUAUGAAGACUCGGGUCGUUUCGAUCAGUCUUUUGUCACAGUUUAACAGCGACGAUCCAGCGACAAGAAACGGUGAUGUCAACAAUCACACUUCUUAUUGCUGAACAUGCACCAUUUCCAGACGAAACAUUAAAUCGACCGGGGUUCUGCGACACGUAUUACGAUUCUACAGACUACCAUAACUAGUACUCAUCUUAGAAAGCUGGCUUACUAAAUUAGACCAAAAGCCACUGGAAUGGCAGUCAACGGGCACGGUACAAACGACUUAUGGCAGACUCAAGCAAAACUGACAAAAACAGAAGUGACUUUGUAGGCAAGAGACAAUUUGACUAACAACAAACGACUGUAACAACAAACGACUUUGACUAUGAAGAUGACUACCCGACACAGUCCUAUUCAGGACUACACACUGACGAUCAUGCUCCACCUUCUAAUGGAUUUAUAAUUACUGUUCAUUUAUUGUUUUGCUGUUUCGCAGUUUGUCCCCUUCUGAUGUUUAAAGAAGAAGAGCAGAAAAUUAAAGAGCAGGAAAGAAACAGACAACAAAUGGAAGAGAUCAUGAGAGAGAUUGAAAUCAGUUGUUUAGGCGAGUGAUAAAAAACCAUGGGAUGAAUAAUUAAGUACAAGUAAAAAUAACUUAAGGGUUUGGGUCGUUUUUGUUAUACAAAGAACAAUGUAAAUUAUGCAUUUCUGAACCCGUUCUCUUCAUUGGAAGCGUUGUCGCUCGUGGGACGAAAAAAUCACGCGCGGAUACCCGGGGGGGGGGGGGGUGGGGGUUGUACUCCGGAUUUCAAGGAAGAGAUCCUUAGAGCUUUUGUUCCAACGGCUACUCUCCAUUGUAUAUACAACGCUCCUCAUUCAAUCUCAAUUCGAUAAUAGUGAUAUUGUCUGGGGUAAUUGUGGAAAACCUUUGUUUGACAGGCUACAGAAGCUUCAGAACCGUGCUGCUCGUGUUCUAACCUUUUCUAGAUAUGAUGCUCAUGCCAACCGCUUAUUUAGACAACUUAAUUGGAAAGACUUGGGCACUCAGUUUCAAAUACAAAAAGCCCUAAUGGUUCACAAGUCUUUAAAUGAUCUUUUUCCAGGAUCUUUAUCCUCUAAGUUGUUAAACGAUGUGAAACGCGCUACUCCCUAAGGGACUCUGUUAACAAACUGAGUGGGAACUAACUUCAUGAAGAACAGCUUCAGUCAAGAGGAGAAGUGAUAUGAGAGGGCUUAAUUUUUAACACUACCAAUUAACUGCACUGAAGCACACGGACCAUCUCUGCGUUAUGGCCAGUACCUUAUGCAUGCGCACAACCAUAUCACCCGAGCAGUAGCAACCAUGGAUGGCUCUGGUUUGCCCUUAGUGGGGAUCAUCAGCCUGGCAUUGCCGUUGGGUCCAUUAGGGGGAGGUAGCCGGCAAGCAGUACUUUAAUCGUCAGCUCCACCGUAAACAAGUGGUAGUUGUUGGUUGGGAACUGCAAAACAGUUCUCCCACGGCAUGCGUAUGGAGAUGGUAUCAGAAAAAACUGACCUGUGUGCCCAAAUAAAUUUGAAACAAUACCAAUUAACUGCAUUGAAGCACACAAAUCAACUCCGCGGUAUGGCCAGUACUUUACCCAUGAGCCCGAAUAAGGGCGAAACAGCUGUCCAUGGCCGCCACUGCCGGGGUGAUAUGGUUGUGCGCAUGUACCGCGGAGUUGGUACGUGUGCUUCGGUGCGGUUAAUUAGUAUUGUUUAUAAAUAUUUAAGUCAAUUUAAACGAUUGGCUCAUCUGAAUUUCUGAUUUUUUAAGUACUGUGCACACGGCAUUCAUGAAAAGCAGGUCUUAGUCAGGUUAGUUAUAGUUUCGCAUAUUGUUUAGGGUAGUUAGGUUUAUUUAAGAUUUUUUAUACUCCUGAUGAAUUUUACCGUGUUUAAAUAAAGAAUUGUUUUUUUCUAUUCCUAUCAGUUGAAAUCCAGAGUACCCCCCACCCCACUGGCGUGGAUGUAAAACCGGAAGUCACUGGACAGUGUGCAGGGGCACCCAAUGGGAAAUUUUAAUACAACAACAAAGCAUGAAUAAAGCUUUCUUAAGCCAUUUUAAGCAUUUUGAGAGAUUGCUACUAAAAAUUAAUCUGUUCCUCACUCCCAGGAAGACUGAUGGAAGAGUUCCUAGCCACCUACAACCUGGCUUACUGGAAGUUUCCCAGCAGACGUAUGUCCAGGACAUUACUGGCCAGUUUUGGUGUGGUCAUAGGGCAAAAUUCACUCCUCAGCAGUGGGGGUGGGGGAGGAGUUUCUGAUCCAUAACACAUAGUAACUAUUCUAAACAUCAAAUCCCCUCAGACACAUUUUUUUCUUAGCAACACUUUCCUUCCAAGGACAUAUUAUUUCUUCCACAUCUCCCAGCCAGCAAAAAUUGGCCUGAAGAACAGAUAUUUUGAGGAACAGAUCCUUUGGGUGCCCCUGAGUGUAGCCUAGCAGCACUAUACGAUGCGUCCUUAGGAGUGCAGUUUCGUGAUUGAAGUUUUGAGACUAACGUUCCAAGUCUUUCAACAAACUUGUUUAGCAAAUCACGCCGUGGUUAGUGACAUUGAACGAAGAGUAUUCAUAUAGAUUAUAAUAAUUUGAACUCAAUUGAACUGUUGCAAAUAAAUAAUUUAAACAACUCUUGAUCGGCUGAAAGUGAAAACUGACUUUGCAGGUGCAUUACUUUACGUCAAACAAAAUCUUUUACCUACCUGUCAUUUGCUGAUUUGUAGAUGAGUGUAAAACAGGACAACAUAACUGCCACGAUGAUGCAGAUUGCACCAACACCAAGCGUUCCUUCACUUGUACUUGUAAGCCUGGAUAUAUUGGGGAUGGUGUUAACUGUACAGGUAGCAAACCAUACGGAGCUUAAACUAACAGGAUUUCAUCUUUAGUUUUAUGCUAUUCCAUACCAUAAAGAUUAGAACCAAUCAGAAAGCUGGAAACCGGUUUCAUAUUUAGUCAGUGGUAUGUCACAGAUCGGUAGUUUCUUGGUGUUGUGGGCGCGUGCAACCACAAAAUGACGUCAUACAAAAGAUUAACAAGACACUGAACAAUAUCCACACCACAUAACAAUAGCUAACCAACAAUAGUUUCCUCAUCACCAAGAAACACGUACCCCACAGGUCGUAUCCGUGAAAAAUGUUGGUCUUAGUUGCAGCCUCCAGAUCCCCGUAGCCUACGAACAGGCUCACAAUUCACAUGUGCGAUUUCGAGGGACAUUUUGGCGCGUCCAUUUCCUAGCCCUAUUAUUCUCGCUGGCGUUGCGUGCUCGAGCCGCCAAAAUUUUCUUUUUCUCAGGCUAACUCCCCCAGCGAAAGCUGUCCAAGUGUGCAACAUGUAAAACUGAGUCUAAAAUCGAACAAAGUCAGUUGAUUAUUCAGGAUUAACUCUUGAUUGCAGACAUAGACGAGUGUAAGACUGGAAACGACCUAUGUGACGCCGAUAUUUCAGAGUGCAAAAACAUUAAAGGAUCUUACAAGUGUGUUUGCAAACGUGGUAUAAAUACAGGUAAAUAUACCACCGAGCACUUCAAGAUAUGCUUAUUGAAAUGUAUACUUUAAAAAUGUCUUCUUCUUUUCUCCGGGUUACGUGCGAUGAAUAAGGUUGAAAUGGCAUCGACAAAAUAGGAACGUGGACGGCAUAUUAUGAUGCUUUAUAAAACAGAUCCAUGGUUUGAUAAUUCAGCGUUAACUCUUAAUUUGCAGACAGAAACGAACACGCCACCAGUUCAUUGUGCCGUAACACUAAACGAUCCUUUUAGUGUGCUUGCAGGGAAGGGUAUUUCGAAAGUGCCGUUGUUUAGUAAAUCACGCUGUGGUUGGUGACAUUGGGCGAAGAGUAUAGAUUAUAAUAAUUUGAACUCAAUUGAACUGUUGCAAAUGAAUAAUUUAAACAGCUCUUGAUCGGCUAAAAGUGAAAACUGACUUUGCAGGUGGAUUACUUUACGUCAAAUAAAUUCUUAUACAUAACUUCCAUUUGUUGAUUUGUAGAUGAGUGUAAAACAGGACAACAUAACUGCCACGAUGAUGCAUACUGCACCAACACCAAGUGUUCCUUCACUUGUACUUGUAAGCCUGGAUAUACUGGGGAUGGUGUUAACUGUGCAGGUAGCAAACCUGAUAAGGAGCUUAAACUAACAGGAUUUCAUCUUUACUUUUAUGCUAUUCCAUACGAUAAAGAUUAGAGAGCCAAUCAGAAAGCUGGAAACCGGUUUCAUAUUUGGUCAGUGGUAUGUCUCAGAUCGGUAGCUUCUUCGUGUUGUGGACGGGUGCAGUCACAAAAUGACGUAAUACAAAAGAUUAACAAGACACUGUACAAUAUCUACACCACAAAACAUUAGCUAACCAACAAUAGUUUCCCCAUCAUCAAGAAACAUUCCACAGGUCGUAUCCAUGAAAAAUAUCUGGUGUUAGUUACAGCCUCCAGAUUCCCCGUAGCCUGCGAACAGGCUCACAUGUGCGAUUUCGAGGGAAAUUUGGGCGUGCAGAUUUCCUAGCCCUUUUAUUCUCGCCGGCUUUGUCUGCUCGAGCCGUCAAAAUUUUCCUUUUCGUGGGCUAAAUUCCCCAGCGAAAGCUUUCCAAGUGUGUAACAUGUAAAUUGGUUUAUCAUUUGUAUUUUUUAGUUAUUUGGCAUUCAAUCUAACUUCCUUUUUUGUUUUGUCCACUAUAAAAAUUUAUCAUUCUUUUGACCAUAAAAAUAUGAUAUAUAUCUAUCCUCAUUGGAUAGAAUCGACACAAAAAUCGAACCCGAUUGAUAAUUCAGCAUUAACUCUUGAUUUGCAGACAUAAACGAGUGUGAAACUGGAAACAACCAAUGUGACCCCGAUACUUCACUGUGUGUUAACACUAAAGGAUCUUGCAAGUGUGUCUGCAAGUCGGGUUUUUCCAAAAGUGGACAUGAACAUAAAUGUACAGGUAAAUAUACCACCGAGCACUUCAAAAUAUCAAUUGAAAUGGAUUCUUUAAAAAUGUCUUCUUCUUUUGUCGAAUUUAAGUGGGGUUAAUCAGGUUGAAAUGAUAAAAGCAUCGUCAAAAUAGGAACUUAUACGGCAUAUUAUGAUGCUUAACCGAUCUACAGUUUGAUAAUUCAGCAUUAAUUCUUAAUUUUCAGACAUAAACGAGUGCGAGACAGGAAAACACAACUGUAACGCCACCAGUUUAUUGUGCCAAAACACAAAAGGAUCAUUUAGGUGUGCUUGCAGGGAAGGGUAUUCCGGAAGUGUACCUGAACAUAAUUGUACA